This is a messenger RNA of Caenorhabditis angaria, 662 nucleotides long. Lineage: Eukaryota; Metazoa; Nematoda; Chromadorea; Rhabditida; Rhabditidae. The record is from the annotation of a GenBank genome assembly.
AUGCCGAGGUGUCAGAAAAUAUUCAUUUCUCGAUUUGGUUCUCGAGAUAUCCGAACAGCCAUGAUGUUCUUAUCAGCUCUUAUUUCUACAACACUUUUUGUAUUCGCCAAUGCUUGUGGCGAUUCUUCUUCAUCUUGUUCAAGUUGGGUCAAAAAUGGUUUCUGCUCCUCAACAUUCUACACAACCGCCCAAAAGACAUCUUAUUGUGGAACAUCUUGUGGAUUGUGUAGCAGCAGUGCAACAACAACAGCUUCUUCAUCAUCUUCAUCCUGUACUGAUGCUCAAUCUGCGUAAGAUUUCAAUCAGAUCUGAGCAAUUUAAUUAAUUGUCAAUACCUUUUCAGUUGUACUUCAUGGGCUGCAAAUGGUUUCUGUACCAAUUCAUUCUACACUGUAGCUGUCCGAACUCAAUAUUGUGCCAAAACUUGCAACCUUUGCACAUCUACAACCGCAUCUUCAAGUGAUUCUACUGAUAGUUCUGAUUCAUCUGAUGAUUCAAGUGAUACAACAGCUGCUUCUGCAACCACUACAACAACAGCCACUUCUUGCACAGAUUCCGCUUCGGCAUGUUCUUCGUGGGUUGCAAAUGGAUAUUGUACCAACUCAUUCUACACCGAUGCCCAAAGAAAACUCUAUUGUGCCAAAUCUUGCAGUUUGUGUUAA